AUGGCGUCACCCGCAGCGUUUCUGCCAGUGGAGCAGCUUCUCAAGGAGCAGGGCGCAGACAAGGCGCUCACCGACGUCCUCCUCGCAGUUCUCAACAAAUGCAGCAAGAUCGCGGCGACCCUGCGCGGGACGGCGGUCGAGAAGGUCGGGAGCGUGAACGACUUCGGCGAUGAGCAGCUGACGGUCGACGUUGUCGCGGAGAAGCUUCUCCGCUCCUGGGCGACAAGCAGCGAGGGCGCGAGCGUGCGCGCCGUCAGCAGCGAAGAGGACAUUCACCUCCAGGAAUGCCAUGAAAACGGUGAAUUCAUUCUCUGCUGGGAUCCUCUGGACGGCAGCAGCAUCAUCGACUGCAACUGGGCGGUGGGUACGAUCGUCAGCAUCUGGCGGGUCGGUCACCACGGCGUGCAGUGGAACGGCGCAGAGACACUCAUCGGGAAAACCGGGAGACAGCAGGUGGCGAGUUUGAUUGUGAUAUACGGGCCGCGAGCGACCGCGGUCGUGGCGGUGAACGCGGGCGACAGCGGCGUUAUCCAAGCGGGGACAGCGCUCGACCUCGAGCUGCGCGACGACGGCAAGUUUGUCUGCAAAGGCAAGCCGCUCAUUCAGCCGCAGGCGAGGAUCUUCGCUCCCGCAAACCUCCGCGCUGCUCAGGACCUCCCUGGCUACAAGCAGAUGAUUGACUACUGGAUGCAGAAGCGGUACACCCUGAGAUACACAGGCGGCCUCGUCCCCGAUGUCUACCAGAUCUUCGUGAAGAAGCAAGGCGUCUUCUGCAACCCGGCCAGCAAAGCUGCGCCUGCAAAGCUCCGCAUGUGCUUCGAAGUUCUGCCCAUUGCGCUCUUGGUGGAGGCCGCUGGCGGGAAGACCAGCAAUGGCCUCACUUCCCUGCUGGACGUUGCCAUUGAACACAUGGAUCACCGGUCUCCGCUCUGCUGCGGAAGCGCACAAGAGAUCCAGAGGUUCGAGGAGACGCUUGCCGCUGCGCCCGCAAACUAG
Besnoitia besnoiti is the source of this 996-nucleotide messenger RNA. RefSeq names its product sedoheptulose-1,7-bisphosphatase. Gene Ontology annotation, cellular component: cytoplasm. Gene Ontology annotation, molecular function: fructose 1,6-bisphosphate 1-phosphatase activity. Lineage: Eukaryota; Apicomplexa; Conoidasida; Eucoccidiorida; Sarcocystidae. The transcript has 6 exons. Gene Ontology annotation, biological process: fructose metabolic process; sucrose biosynthetic process; gluconeogenesis. The record is from RefSeq and is a predicted model, not a curated record. The coding region runs from base 1 to 996 and encodes 331 amino acids.